Messenger RNA from Oppiella nova, 606 nucleotides. The record is from the annotation of a GenBank genome assembly. Lineage: Eukaryota; Metazoa; Arthropoda; Arachnida; Sarcoptiformes; Oppiidae.
CAGCCAUUAGUCUGUUUGGUAGCGUUGGUGUCGGUUGUGGUGAGUGAUAGGCAACACAAAACAAUUUAGAGUUUCCUUGGCUUUCAUCACAACUGUUACCACAAACCAGUCGUUAAGGAAAGGGACGACACUUGAGUGCUGUCGGGCCUGUCCUCUCGUAUUAUGCAAGAGAACAGCACUUCAUCUAAUCAGACGACCGCCACAUCUGCCGCCAUCACCGCCACCGCCAAGAAGUCCUCAUCAGUGGUCGCUUCACAGUCUUCGCACACCAUUCCAUCGCAAACACUGUCCGUCCCGACGACGGGCGUCACGACCGCCGCAGUCACGGCCUCCUCAGCCACGGCUGUCAACCCGGCGGCCGUCCUGUCGGCGCCGGCCGUCGCCAAAGGGGAACAGUUUAGCACAAGCGUCGCCUCCACCACCGCUCAGGUCAUUACAGUCGUCGCGCCCACACAUAACACCACCGCUCACGGCAAUAACCUGAUCGCCGGACAACCGGUUGUGGUGCAGGUGUCGAGUGGCGGACAGUUCAUAGCAGUGGCCGUAUCGCCAGAAAGUGCCGCUCAGACCACUGGUGGCCAACAGUCCGGUCAGUACUCAUUGGCU